UUUUAUCUCAGUUUACUACUUUGUCUUUAAUAUUUUAUAGCUUUUGACAUUGGUGUACCAUGGAAAAACAGCAGCAGCUUGAAAAGUGCGCGCAGCUCUUGUCCAAGCGGUCGACCGACGACGAGAAGCUGGCGGGGCUUCUUUUGGUGCCCAGGAUCGUUGACGUGCAGGACAGCAAAUCGUUGGGCUAUAUAUUCGAGGCCAUGGACAUAAAUUUCUAGAGCGGUUGCUGCGAACGGGGAUGAAGCGACUGGUCAAAAGUCAAGCGAUUUGGACACUGAUACAAGCGGUGAGUCGCCCAUGCUCGGCAUUGCUGUUGCCGUCAUUGCUGUCUUUGCUUCGCACAGCGCGAUUGCCCAGCAGGCAAAAAUGGUUGACCGCAUCCCCACACUAUACAAAGUGGCCGUGCUAGGUGUUGCUAAUGUUUCGGCAGAGGCUACACAAGCACUGUGCAAAAUAUUAGCGUUGGAUGCUGCAUUCGGAGAAUACUGGAGCAGCCCGAGUCAUUUGUGGAGGCAAUUGCCGCGUCAACAUGGGCAUCGAAAUAUCGGCGCAUUGGAAGUGGUUGAUUUUGCACUCAACCGGUCUUCCGCAUUUAUUCAUGCACAAGACAACGUAGCACAGUUUGCAAGCGGCUGGAACUACCUGGUUGCACACAUUGCCUCUGCAUUUGGAACGAUGCAGGGUGCACUGAAAUUUGAGCUGAUGGGCGUGCUCGCAAGCUCCCUUGAGCCUAUUGAUUCUGAGGAUGCCACAGCCAUUGACAACACGGUUUCAUGCUCGUUGAUCAUUGCAAAUAUUAGCAGCGGUUGCAUCUGGGUGCUGAGACAAAAAUCAGAGACCAGCAAGUACGCUGACCAGGCGCUGGUCUUGUAUUCUCACUUGGUGAGGCUGUGGCCCAAUCACACAUUUUUAAGCAAGGCUGACGUCACAUUGGUGGGCCCUGACUCUGAACCCACUCGGCAAAAGGAUGCUGAGCUAGUGCUGCGACUGGCGUGCAUCGAAGGACAGGCAUCUAUUGAUACGAUGAUGAUCAGCCGUCCUGUCAGCAUGAACCAGAGGAUUCAGUGCAAAGAUCGGAGCGGGCAAGGACACGUCUGGGGUGGAAGUUUCCAACGUGCGCCGAGAUUGCCGCUGGCUGGCUCGAGUGGAUCGGUCAGUGGCUGGAUGCCCAGAGCGAAUCCGCCGAUGUGGACGAGGACGCCAUCUACGAGUUGAUGUCGAAGUGCAAAAACUGUCGCAAGCAGCCAUCGGCUUUUUGGUUGAUUUUCGGGAACGGAUGGGCGACGAAAGGAGAUGAUGGACGUCAGUCCUGAGCUAGUCCUCAGCUCUAUUCGUCUCCUAGGCCAAUGGUUAGCUACUG
Molecule: messenger RNA, 1363 nt
Organism: Kickxella alabastrina
Lineage: Eukaryota; Fungi; Kickxellomycota; Kickxellomycetes; Kickxellales; Kickxellaceae
Exons: 1
Coding region: 301-1218 (305 amino acids)
Source: RefSeq, a predicted model, not a curated record